AUGACAUCCUUGUAUCCUACUGCUCUCUCACCACCACUUUUUCUCACUCCUCUUCCCUCGCCCUCCAAUCUCGACCUAUCUCACCUCCCAAAAGACCCUUCGACAUUUCUGCUCAACCCAUCGGAAAGAUUGGAAAAACUGCUUUCAACAAUCUCAUCAGUCUUGACGGCGUAUUCACUGUUACCAAACCCCUCACCAAUGUACUUGACUGCUUUGAGUGAUUUCCAUCACCGAGCAGCUGCAUUAUCCCCCAAUGCAAUCUCCCUUCCUCCCACUCCGCCAUCCAGUAGUCCACAGUCUACGAAAUUGAGGCGUUCACUAUCGUACAACUUGAUGCAGAAUCAACCGCAAUCAGGUCAAAUUACACCAUUAUGUAAAUUUUCUCACACCUCAAACAAUGUAUCAAGUCUAAUCCCACUUCCCCCUUCUCCUUCUUCGCCCAAAGAAUUACCUUUAACGUUGGAAGCAGUCGAAAGGCUGGAGAAAGAUUGGUGGAACAGUGAAGUCGUAGCUGCAUGGUACGGUCCACGUUCUCGUAGGUCACCCGAUAGAAGACAUGCUCCUGCUUCACCAGGAACUCAAGAUUCGUCACUGGAAAGCAGCGGACUGACUGGGCAAAGGAAAAAUUGUAGUACUACCCGAAGUAGCGUACAUAGGACCAAACGAAGCGAUGGGAAAUCGGAGCUUGCCGUAAUGGGAGAUACGAGCUAUGUUGGGUUGAACGACGAGUAA
This is a messenger RNA of Kwoniella shivajii, 732 nucleotides long. RefSeq lists its product as uncharacterized. NCBI's taxonomy places the organism in Eukaryota, Fungi, Basidiomycota, Tremellomycetes, Tremellales, Cryptococcaceae. Bases 1 to 732 code for a protein of 243 amino acids. The record is from RefSeq and is a predicted model, not a curated record. The transcript has a single exon.